Messenger RNA from Metarhizium album ARSEF 1941, 2832 nucleotides. Its product is annotated as aimless RasGEF (aleA). Gene Ontology annotation, molecular function: guanyl-nucleotide exchange factor activity. Gene Ontology annotation, biological process: positive regulation of GTPase activity; Ras protein signal transduction. NCBI's taxonomy places the organism in Eukaryota, Fungi, Ascomycota, Sordariomycetes, Hypocreales, Clavicipitaceae. The transcript has 5 exons. The coding region runs from base 1 to 2832 and encodes 943 amino acids. Gene Ontology annotation, cellular component: plasma membrane. The record is from RefSeq and is a predicted model, not a curated record.
AUGACUUCAAAAGGCUCUAAUACUUCGAGUAGUCGGAAGAAUCGUAGGACAUCCGACGGCAGCGCGUCCUUGCCUAAACGCUCCUCUGGCGCUACGGUUACGAGUCAGUCGACGACGACGACGACGACGACAAACAACACCGGCCACAACGGCAAGCGACGACAGUCCAAGACCACCGCACGAGACUCGAUUCAAACAAACGCCAGCAGCAGCGUCUUUUCUCGAAGCUCCAACUCCACUGGCCUUACAGCCGCCUCGACCUCCCCAAGUGCGCUCUCCCUCCUCGACACUGUUGGUGCAAGCGACCGCGACUCCUUCGUCUCCAUUGUCGACGACCCUUUCUUUCAACGCUUCGAUCCCGCCAACGCCACCUACGCUGAGCGUGAAGCGUCCGACGAGGGCACCUCGGCCGAGCCACACGACAAUAGCGAUGACAACAACAAGACUCAGCCUUGGCCACCCCCUCGUCGAGAAUCUUUGACUAUUGGGCCUUCACAUUACUGGGUAAGGAUAGAUCCCGCCCCGUCUUCAAUCCUGCCCCACUCGAGCUCUCUGCUCCCCUUGAAGCCCCCGGCUCAGCCUCCCACCACAGGGGACACAGGGCCACACCAUCCCAUUUCCGCAAUGGACAGUUACAACAUUGCCAUCAUCGGCGCCGAUGCCGUAGGCAAGUCGACGUUCGUCCAGCGCGUGCUGCAUCUGUCACGCCCGCCAGUGACAAACACCUCGAGCGCACGCCAGGUGGUCGAUUCCGUUACCCACAUGGUCACAUUGGUAGAGCUGGAUCUCGAACAUUUCGAGCUCAACCCUUCUCAACCAAUGCAAUGGCCGAAGCAGAUAAACGGUCACAUUGUUCCGCGAAUGGAUGCAGCCCUUAUCCUGUACGAUGUUACGAAAGAACAGUCCAUUCGCCAACUGCCACAAACUGUCGCCGCUCUUACCAACUCGGGCCUACCCGCGAUGCUGGGAGCAUGCAAAUGCGAUAGCCCAGAGGACGACUGGGAGGUAAAUGCAGACGAGCUGGCGAAUUUCCGCCUAUUCAAGGCGUGUCUUGGUCAAUACAAGAUUUCGAUGGACAGACCCGACAUUUCCCAAGCGUGUCUCCAGGCUCUUCUUCGAGCAGCUGUCGCCCAUAGACGAGACGAGACUAGUGAAACAGUUUUGAGGAGACGAGCGCAGUCCACAGCGAACCUAGAAGCACCCGAUCCGUCAGCUGGCCGGCCGCUGAGCGAACACAGCAAACACAGUCGAGCGAGUUCAGAUUUCUCCAUCCUGAGAACGUCUCCCAACCAGCAAUCUGGCGAAAACUACCGUGCGCAAGCUUCAAGGAGUCCCCGGCCAGGACUCGGCAUCGACAAGUCUGGAACGGAGUCUUUCCUUGAGAUUGAUGAAUCCGAUUCCGAAUCUCGCAGAUGCUCCGACGAUAUUCCUAUACUCCAGCGCAAUGACGAUGUCAUUAUCGAAAAGCAACCGAAGAUUACAGGUGUCACGUUUGAGGAAUUGGUAGACCGAUUACUAGCCCCCCGGCUCUCGAGAGUGGACAACAACUUUUCAGAUAUCUUUCUCUGUCUAUAUCGGAAAUUUGCCGCUCCAGGGGAGCUCUUCUCGGCCAUUCUCGUGCGGUUAGAAAAAGCCCGAGAUGAUAAAACAACAGUUUAUCUCACCAAAACAGCGACACAACUACGAAUUAUUGAGGUUGUGGCGAAAUGGGUCUCCCUGUACCCGGGUGAUUUUGCACGUUCCACAACGCGGCGCAAUCUGGAAGAUUUUAUCAAGCACUUAUCCACAGAGCCUGUAUUCGCUAUUGCAGCACAACAAAUGCGACGAAACCUUUAUGUAAACGUCAUUGAAGAUGAUGACACGGGCUGGGCAAAUUCGGACAACUCCAGCGACGAAAUUGCGAGCAAGAUUCUGUCCAAAGAUAUCAACGAAGUUUCCGUUGGAGUCAACGCGCUGCAACUAAACGGCGAAUCCGAUAGGUUGAGAAGCCCAGAGAAACUUUCCACGGACAAAGGUAGCAGGGCGGGCAUUCAAUUUCAAUUCAAUUCAUGUGAAGAGUACGAAAGAGAAGCUACAUUAUUGGAGCCGUCUGAUCACCUUCCGAUGAAUAAAUUUCGCUAUCACAUAUUUAUGGAUAUCUCUGAUGACGACUUUGCCGACGAACUCACUCGCAUUGACUGGAUAAUGUUCUCUUCGAUACGAAUCCGUGACUUUGUAAGGCAUGUCAGCUUGUCAGCCGCACAGAAGGACAAGUGCAGGAGUCUGCAAAACAUGAACCGAAUGAUUAGUCACUUCAAUCAUAUUGCCAAGUGGGUGGCAAACAUGAUUUUGCUGCGAGAUAAAGCAAAGCAUCGAGCACAAAUGCUGGAAAAGUUCAUGAACAUUGCGCUGAAACUGCGGCAGCUCAACAACUACAACGGCCUAGCCGCUGUCUUGGCCGGAAUCAAUGGGACCGCAAUUCAUCGCUUGGCGCAAACUCGCACUCUCGUGCCGACAGACGUACAGAAACGGUUUGCGCGGCUGGUCAUUCUCAUGGGAACGCAAAAGAGCCAUUUUGCCUACAGGUUGGCAUGGGAAAACUCCCCGCUGCCGCGAAUACCCUUCAUUCCCCUGCAUCGGCGCGACCUUGUGUCAGCUGAAGAAGGCAGCAAGACUUUUGUUGGGCUCAAUGAAGACCGUAUCAACUGGAAGAAAUUCGAGGUACUAGGGGAGGUGUUGCUGCCGAUUAUGAAGAGCCAAGGGACAGCAUACCCCAAUUUGGCCAAGGAUGAAACGGCGCGAGACUUGAUCCUGGGCUGUCGCAUGCCGACGGAUGACGAGGUAAGCGUCUGA